GCUAACGACCAAGCAGCCAAUCAGUGACGUUCUAUGGUUUCCAUGGAGAAAACAAAUCGCUCACGUCUGGUAGCGAUUACACAACAAAACAUUAAUUCGGCGACGUGAAUGUACCGUUUUUGGACAAAUUGGGUUAGGUUUUUGCAAAAGAACGUUUUCGUCGUUGGUUAGCCUGAGCUAGUCUUUAUAUUUUUGUGCCGAACCUGGUUCGCUAUCAGCGGGGAGCUCAAGUCGGUAUCGUUAGCUGAUCGUGUAGCACUUCUACGAUGAGUGAGCAACUGAAAUUCAUCGUUGAACAAAUCAACAAAGAGCCGUUCAAGAAAAACUUUAAUCUUAUCACCUUUGACUGCCUGGAGCCGAUGCAACUACUGCAGAUUUUAAACGAUGUGCUGGCUGAAGUCGACCCGAAGCAAGCCAUAGAUAUAAGAGAAGAAAUGCCUGAACAAACAGUGAAGAGAAUGUGUGCUCUGCUGGGGAUGCUCAAAUAUUUGCCUCCAGGAAAUCAUUCUGAUGUGAGCACUUUCAGACAGGGCCUUGUGACAGGCAGCAAACCUGUGGUGCACCCGAUCCUCCACUGGCUGCUGCAGAGACUUCCUGAACUGAAGAAGAGGGCUUACUUGGCUCGCUUUCUUGUCAGACUGGAGGUCCCUGCUGAGUUUCUCCAGGAUGAUGUCAUCAAUGACACCAAUAACCAGUAUGAAGAGCUGGUGGAAGCAUUUAAGACGUAUCACAAAGAGUGUGAACAGCUGAGGACGUCAGGGUUCUCCAUGGCAGAAAUCAGAAGGGACAUUAGUGCAAUGGAGGAAGAGAAGGACCAGCUGCUCAAACGUGUUGAGAGGCUGAAGAAAAAGGUGGAGUCAGUGUCCAACCACCAGCGGAUGCUGGAACAGGCCAGGCAGCUGAGAGUGGAGAACGAGAGAGAGGAGGCUCUGACACACCAGAGACAAGAACAGCAGAAUCAACUGUUCCAGGCAGAACAGAGGCUGCAGAGAUCGAAGCAGCAGCUGAAGGACCUGCAGCAGGCGGCAGCUGAUGCCAACCCAGAGAGCUUAAUAAAGCGACUGGAGAUGGAUAUCAAGAUCAACUCCUACAUGGUCUCUGAGAAACUGCCUAAAGAGCUGGAGGCAAUGAGAAACUCUGUGCAGUUCCUUCAGAAGGUGGUGUCAGAACCUGCCAUGAGCCAUGCUGACCUGCAGGAGCUGGAGGAGAAGAUCAGAGCGGUUGACUCUCAGAUAAACCAGCUUAUUGAGAAGAGGAUGAUGAGAAAUGACCCCAUGGACGACAAGAUGACCCUCUACAGGCAACAGGCUUCCAUCAUCUUUCGUAGGAAGGAGGCAAAAACAGAGGAGCUGCAGGAAGCGAGGGAGGAGCUGGCAGCAGCAGAGAAGGAGCUGAAGCAGAGGAGCAGCCAGACACAGACCUUAGAUGGAGAAGAGGUUGUCCGGGGUGACGAGCUUAAACGUUUGGUGGCAAAACUGCGGAGCAAAAGCACCGUGUACAAGAAGAAACGGCAGAAAAUUGCGGAGUUGAAAGCUGAGUACGGAGUCUUGCAGCGGACAGAGGAGAUUCUCAAGCAGAGAGAUGACACCGUUCAUCAAAAACUACAAAAAAUGGAAGCUGAAAAGGGCAUAUCUGGUUACAGUGACACUCAGGAAGAACUGGAGAGAGUUUCUGCCAUCAAGAGUGAACUGGACGAAAAGAAAGGCCGUACACUGGACGACAUGUCUGAAAUGGUGAAGAAACUAAACUCUAUGAUUGUGGAGAAGAAGUCCGCUCUGGCUCCAAUCAUCAAAGAACUGAGAGCACUUAGACAAGAGUGUCAGGAGCAAAGUCAAGAAUAUGAGGAGAAGAAGGCACAGUAUGAAAGCUGUGCUGCUGGUCUUGAGAGCAACAGAUCUAAACUGGAGCAGGAGGUGAAAUCAUUAAGAGAAGAGACGUCACAGGAGGAAAACCAGUAUCACUAUCUCAACUCCAUGAUACAGAUCACUGAGAUGCAACUACAGCGGGCUGCUGAGGAGAUGAAGGCCUAUGUGUCCUCUGAUCCCCAAGAGAAGAAAAAGACCAUCAGGGAGAUGUACAUGAAGAGUAUUUCAGAGCAGGAGUUACUUGGAAAGAAGCUCCGUGAGAAGCAGAAGUUGGUACGAGAAAACCAUGGGGACAACAUGGAGCAGAUGAAGCUGUGGCAGGACCUGGAGCAGCUGCUAGAGUGCAAGAGGCAGUGUUUCAUACGAGCUCAAAACCAGGCAUCUAUUGGUCAAGUCAUCCAAAAGGGAGGAGAGGAUCGGCUGGUGUUGUGAGGAAGGAGAUGUCACAGGAGGGAGUGAAAUCCUAACUCCUUCUGCAUCUUCCCUGAAACAAUGAGCAUUUUUACAUUGCAUUCAGAUGCAACAGAUUCAUUUAAACUUUGCUUAGUAGCUCAUUUUGAAUAACCAGAAAUAUAAGAUGAUUUGUGAAUCCUAAUACACCAUGUAUUAGGAGGCGUCAUGAGACAAUGGUUUUUAUGUUAGCUAACCAACGGAGACUCUUUUUGGACCACAUCUUUAAAGACACUUUCAGCCCUAGUGUCCAGAGAUAAGAUACAAAGUGGUGCACUUAGGAUUUGACCUAGGUUAACUAUUUUUGGCAGGGACAACCAUGACCUUGGACAGAAUGUCUUGGCAGGUUUGGUAUUUGAAGAGACAAUCAACAAUGGUUGUACAAGUGCAGAUAAAACGGCUUGUAUUGUUUCAUAUAACUUAUAAUCCAUUAUUUCCGUAGUUCCAGGAUGUUUGCUAAUAUGUUAGUGUCAAAUAUAUUUGUUGUAAAAACAAUAAUUUGUAAAAUAAACCUUUGAAGCAACACUGUU
Molecule: messenger RNA, 2845 nt
Organism: Cynoglossus semilaevis (tongue sole)
Lineage: Eukaryota; Metazoa; Chordata; Actinopteri; Pleuronectiformes; Cynoglossidae
Gene: ift81
Product: intraflagellar transport 81 homolog
Exons: 18
Coding region: 267-2297 (676 amino acids)
Biological process (GO): cilium assembly; intraciliary transport
Cellular component (GO): intraciliary transport particle B; ciliary basal body
Molecular function (GO): tubulin binding
Source: RefSeq, a predicted model, not a curated record